Molecule: messenger RNA, 1314 nt
Organism: Paraglomus occultum
Lineage: Eukaryota; Fungi; Glomeromycota; Glomeromycetes; Paraglomerales; Paraglomeraceae
Source: the annotation of a GenBank genome assembly
AUGGCCAUUCUCAAAGUCCAUGCACGCCAAAUUUUUGACUCUCGCGGCAAUCCUACUGUAGAAGUUGAAGUGACUACCGAAAAAGGCGUAUUUCGUGCUGCUGUUCCUUCGGGUGCCUCGACUGGAAUUCAUGAAGCCCUUGAACUGCGAGAUGGUAUCAAGACUGAGUAUGUCGGCAAAGGAGUUUUAAAGGCUGUUUCCAAUGUCAAUAAUAUCAUUGGCCCAGAACUUAUUAAAGCGAACGUUGAUGUGAAAUCCCAAUCUAACGUUGACGAUUUCUUGCUCAAACUCGAUGGUACACCAAACAAGGCAAAGCUUGGUGCCAAUGCUAUUCUUGGAGUUUCACUUGCAGUUGCCCGUGCUGGUGCUGCCGAAAAGGGUGUUCCGCUUUAUAAACACAUUGCCGAUCUGUCGGGAAGCAAACAACCAUUCGUAUUGCCCGUUCCAGCAUUCAAUGUGAUCAAUGGUGGCUCUCAUGCCGGUAACAAGCUGGCCAUGCAAGAGUUUAUGAUCUUGCCUACUGGUGCUCAAUCGUUUGCAGAGGCCAUGCGGAUCGGAUCUGAAGUGUAUCAUGCGUUAAAGUCGGUUAUCAAGUCUAAAUACGGUCAAGAUGCUACGAACGUGGGAGAUGAGGGUGGGUUUGCACCCAACAUUCAAGAUAACAAGGAAGGUCUUGAAUUGCUCAAGACAGCCAUUGCCAAGGCAGGGUAUACGGACAAAGUGAAGAUCGGAAUGGAUGUGGCUGCUUCCGAGUUUUAUAAGGAGGGCAAAUAUGACCUCGACUUUAAGAAUCCCAAUUCCGAUUCUUCCAAGUGGCUUACAGGUGCAGGGCUCGCAGCGUUAUAUAAAGAGUUCGUUACGGAAUACCCAUCAAUCGUAUCGAUUGAGGAUCCAUUCGAUCAAGAUGAUUGGGAGGCUUGGAACCAUCUCAACACGUCAACUAACAUUCAGAUCGUUGGGGAUGAUUUAACAGUUACUAAUCCAGCAAGAAUCCAGACUGCCGUUGAGAAAAAGGCCUGCAACGCACUCCUGUUGAAGGUCAACCAAAUAGGUACAUUGACCGAGUCAAUUAAAGCUGCGAAAUUGUCUCAAAAAAGUGGCUGGGGUGUCAUGGUCUCUCAUAGAUCUGGCGAGACGGAAGACACGACAAUUGCAGAUCUUGUCGUUGGUCUGCGUACGGGACAGAUAAAGACAGGAGCGCCAUGCCGUUCUGAACGUCUGGCUAAAUAUAACCAAUUGCUCCGCAUUGAGGAAGAAUUGGGCAGUAAUGCUAUCUACGCUGGUGAAAACUUCCGACAUGCGCAUUUACUGUAA